AAAGCGAGGGAAAGGAAAUCAAGAUGGCGCGUUCAGCGAAGACAGCGUUGGUUCUGUGUCUGGAUGUGGGUUUCUCCAUGUCCAACUCUGCCCCGGGACAGGAACCGCCCUUCCAACAGGCCAAGAAAGUCAUCCAGAAGUUUGUUCAGCGCCAGGUGUUCGCUGAGAACAAAGAUGAGCUGGGUCUGGUGCUGUUUGGGUCAGACAACACUAAGAACAACCUUGCUAAAGACGGCCAGUACCAGAACAUCUCAGUACACCGCCAACUCAUGAUCCCAAACUUUGAGCUGCUGGAAGAGAUCCAGAAUGAUGUGCACCCUGGGAGUCAACAGGCUGACUGGCUGGACGCUCUUGUUGUAUGCAUGGACCUGCUUCAGAACGAAACUCUGUAA
Salvelinus namaycush (lake trout) is the source of this 392-nucleotide messenger RNA. RefSeq names its product X-ray repair complementing defective repair in Chinese hamster cells 5 (gene xrcc5). Gene Ontology annotation, molecular function: telomeric repeat DNA binding; double-stranded DNA binding. The record is from RefSeq and is a predicted model, not a curated record. Gene Ontology annotation, biological process: telomere maintenance; double-strand break repair via nonhomologous end joining; cellular response to gamma radiation. Lineage: Eukaryota; Metazoa; Chordata; Actinopteri; Salmoniformes; Salmonidae. The transcript is spliced from 4 exons. Gene Ontology annotation, cellular component: Ku70:Ku80 complex. Bases 24 to 392 code for a protein of 122 amino acids.